Messenger RNA from Fonsecaea multimorphosa CBS 102226, 3453 nucleotides. RefSeq lists its product as uncharacterized. Lineage: Eukaryota; Fungi; Ascomycota; Eurotiomycetes; Chaetothyriales; Herpotrichiellaceae. The coding region runs from base 1 to 3453 and encodes 1150 amino acids. The transcript has a single exon. The record is from RefSeq and is a predicted model, not a curated record.
AUGUGGUUUGCAAAGAGGAGGUCGAGUCUCGCAGCCGAGUCUGCACAGACAGAACCAGAGCCUCGUCGAAGAAAUCGCUUGUCGAAGCCCCCUACAAGCAACGCGAUCAAAGUUUCGACUGGAAUUUCGACGUCGAGUCUUAAAAUCCAAGGACCACUUCCGCAGAGCAAGAAUGCGAGCGGCACAGAGCUGUCAAGCCCGUUGUCCCCCGUCUCAGGCAAUGCAGCCCUGCGGCAACAGCCUCAAGAUGAUACCACCGCCACGGAGCCAAGUUCGCCUCUCCACGCGCACAAGAACGAUUCCGGCUUCAGCGUCGCCUAUAUGGUCAGUCAACUCGAGAGCAAGGCUGCUGGAGCAGGGACAAGUCCAUCACGGUCGAUGCAGCAACUGGCAGCGCCCCCUCUGUCUCCCAUCAAACCGCCAAAGAGGAGGUCCCUCCUGCUCCGACGUCUAUCUCUGCAAAGGUCUUCGAGUAUAAGCCGUACCCCCAGCAGCGAACGUAUAAAUCCCUUGGAGUCCGACACGGCAGCCGUCCCGCCCGCUGAUGCAUCGAUGGACAGACUCGUCGACCAACCGUCAAUUCCUCCCAUGCGUCGCGCCUCCUUUGCACCUGGUACAGCGACCAGAAAGCCAUCUCAGAUUGCCACAAAGCAGGAUAUAGAGUCACAUAACCCGAUCUCAGAGCUGGAGGAGCGAGGAGCCUCUGCCUUCGAUGUGGAUGACUUUGACUGGCAGCCUCCCCCCCCGAGGACAAUUGGGCGGGCCGGCACACCUUCAGAUAUAAGCUAUUCACAUCUCGGCGGAUUGAGGCACGGCUCUCUGCAGAUCGUCAAUGGGCGAGCAUCACCCACCUUCAGCGAAGUGUCAAAGGCGUCGAAACAGCUUCUAUCUGCUCCAGCACCACGCAGAGGUGUGUCAAGCGAUUAUGGUGAUGCGGAUGAAGACUUUGAUCUACUGGUCUCUACGUCCGGAAACCUAUCGAACUUGAGGUCUAGUCCCCCAAAUGGAAACACCGAGUACCGAUACUUCAGCUGGGAGCAUAACGAUGAUAAAGCUGGCCCACGAAUCCAUCCGCUGCAGAGCGUCAUGACAGCACAAAAAGAUGACCACGCUGUUUCAGCCGAUGACCAGACUUCACUAAUGGCCAGAGAAUACAUCGCCGAGCUCGGGGUUGGUCCAUUCGACCAGCAGGAGCCCAGCUCUCCGGUUGGCACUAUUAGAAGGACCAGGUCUGAAGGGUCGCUCUGGAGGGCGAGCUCUUGCUCAUCAAUCCAGAAAUCGCCUCCGCCUGACAAUCCGCCAGUGGAGCUUCCCCCAGUCAGUCCUCUGGAGAGGCCAUCUUUCCCCACUGGGUCGGUGGUCCGCAAGGCGAGCAUUAGGUCCGAAGAAAGCCGGAGUCAGCAAAUCCAGCGGAAUGAUACGACGAACGACGAAGCUCGACCCUGUGAGAGUCCUAUGAGCUGGUAUUCCCCUAUUGAGCCAAGAGAUUCAAUUGACGAAGGAUUCCAAUCGGCCGUUGAAUUCCAUCCUCAGUUCUCCGCCCCUAGUCUGGAACUUCCGCCUCCUCGUGCGCCGGAAAAAUCAGAUAGUGGUUACAGCUCAAGCAAUUCGCUUCGAUCACUCCAAAUAGCCAGGCUCACCCCAUCGCCUGCAAAGUUUAGGGCUUUGCCAGAGGUCCCAGACGUACAAGAGGCCACGGAUGUACCAGAUCCCAGCCGUGCGCCAUCCUUCUCUGCAGAGAGAACGUCCAUUUUGAGGUCGCGGCGGAGUGAGCCUUAUGUGCCAACAUUUUCCAAUCUUCAACCCAGUGCUGUGUCCUCAAACCCGACGCCCAUUGUCCAAGCAAUCAAGGCCCCAGAGCCCGAACCCCUUCCUGCCAAGCCUGCAGGUGCCCGGAAGAAGCUGCUGAAGAAGAGGCGCCCAUCGAGCCAACCUCCCAGCCAAGUAGCAGUUGUGCGAGUGCGGUCGUUCGAGGUGGAGAACAUUCCGCAGGUCUCCCCUCAAGCACAAGAGAAUCUUCGGAUACGCUCACACGCCGUACCUGAACUGGAACAAACCUACUCCUCGCUUGGCGGCGGAGCGAGUACCUCUACCCUCUUUCUCCCUCUCAACGAAAUAAGGUUUCCAUCUCCUGCUCCGGAACAAGUACUCAAAUCGAAGCCUAAGCGACCUCGAUCUCGCAGUCGCCCAAGGUCAUGGUUCGGCCGACCUAAGGAAGAAAAGGUGAGGUCCAGGGACUCUUCUGGGAUGAGCCAGACUGAAGCGUUGGCCAUCAUCAACGAUUUGGGCACUGUCAGCACUUCUUUGGGGAAAAGCCCUUAUGAUUUUGCCGACGCGAGCAGUGUCUCCAAAGGCUCCCGUCAUUCGACGAUGACAGCUGGCUUUCGGCAGCCGCGGCCAAUGAUGGAUGACGAGACCGCUGUAGAGCUGGCCCGAACUCGCAGCCGGUCCCUACGGGAACGAGAAAGUAUCAUAUCAGAUCGGAGGUUUUCAUUUAAUGACAGAGGAGGCAUACCUGGUAAGAAUCUGAGGACCGCUAGUCUUGCCAGUGAUGCACCACCAAUCACACAGGACAUGAUAGAGAAGGCAUACCGGACCUCCUCCAUGCAACGACAGCCUUCGGUCAAUAACGAGGUAGGACCGCCGCCUCCUCCACACUCACCACGCCCAGAAUACAUUUGUUAUGGAGAGGAUUCCGACGUCGUAGCUCCGCCUCCGCCAUCCCAUUCUCCUCGACCGAUCGAUAUAACUCCAGAUCCGUGGGCUGCGCAGGCCGCGGUAUGGAAGGCUCGAAGGCUGAGUGCGGGUGAGGCGCUAAGGCGUCAUUCUGGAGAGGCGCAAAAACAUCACCAAGGUUACGACGAGGCCGCUGAUGAGUUGCUUUACCCGGUUAUACCUCCACAACAUGCAGCGCAGGAGCUGGAAUGGAAGCAAAGCCUCUCGCCCGAAGAAUUCUCCUCGUCUUUCCAUGACUAUUAUGACGGAUACAACGAGUCUCGUCGACCUCAACGGCAGCGUUAUUCAUCGUACACGUCGUCUCACCACGCCCCUUACGAGUCUGAAUCGGCGUAUGUGAGACAAUCUCGGCGAAACUCCAGGAAUCAUGACCACGGACAACCUCACGGUCGUGCAGUGCAAUCGCGAGGGCCAUCCUCAGGUGGUGCCUAUUCCUCUCGCUCUCGGUCGUAUGCCAAUAGCGUCCGCAGUUUUGCUUCGUCUUGCGGCGAGGAUCUGCAUCCAGCCCAGCUCGAGAGGCAACAUCCGCCACCGGCAUUCGGGCGGUAUUCGGGAGGGUUGAACUAUGGCUAUGAACGUGGAAACGGGUUUGGAGGUUCGGCUGGGACCAGGUCAAUGAGUGGCAAAGCCGAAACACCGUGGAAGGGUGUUCCGCUCAGAGCCAGCGUCGGAGUCGAUCUGGGGGAUGUGCCCUUUGGGAUCAUGGCGAGAGGGUAG